Messenger RNA from Rhineura floridana, 2798 nucleotides. RefSeq names its product complement C8 beta chain (gene C8B). Gene Ontology annotation, molecular function: protein binding. The record is from RefSeq and is a predicted model, not a curated record. NCBI's taxonomy places the organism in Eukaryota, Metazoa, Chordata, Lepidosauria, Squamata, Rhineuridae. Gene Ontology annotation, biological process: immune response. Bases 169 to 1935 code for a protein of 588 amino acids. Gene Ontology annotation, cellular component: membrane attack complex. The transcript is spliced from 12 exons.
CUACUAGUAAAAUUUGUUUUAAGUCUGUCAGAAGGGUGGCUUAUCUUCUGUUUGCCUGGUGGAAAAGCUAGCUAUUAAUCUACCUAGUCUGCCCUGCUGCUUUCAAACACUGUAGCCAACUGAAUUAGAAAAGAAUCCCGCUACAGAUUCCCCACAGUGCUUUAAAACAUGAGUGUAGCAUUUAUACUCUUUCGUUUGUGCCCGGCAAGGUUUUUUCUGAUCUGUGCAAUCAUAAACUUCCUACAUUUGCAUUACUCCAGUGGAGAAAGGGAUCAUUUCCUUCAACUAAAUGGAGCGGAUAUAAAUGUGACCAAAGGCAGAUGGCGCCGAUCUCCAAGCAGCCCACCACAACCCAUUGAUUGUAGCCUUUCCAGCUGGUCCUCAUGGAGCACUUGCGAUCCUUGCCAGAAGAAAAGGUACAGAUUUGUCUAUGUGGAACGGCCUUCUCAGUUCGGUGGUGACCCAUGUGAUUACUCUGACAAAGAAACUGAAGACUGCGUUAUAAACAGACCUUGCAGAAAUACAGUUAGAUGUGAAGGCUUUGUGUGCGCCACAGGAAGAUGCAUUAACCGGAGGCUGCUUUGCAAUGGAGAUGAUGACUGUGGGGAUCAGUCAGAUGAAAGAAAUUGUAAGAAGGUAUAUAGAAAGUGCAGCCAGGAGACAGAACAAUAUUGGGGAAUACAAAUGCUGGCAAGUGGAUUAAAUAUUUUCACUAACAACCUGGAAGGUUUGGUUUUUGACCACAAAUAUUAUGCUGGAGCAUGUUCUCCCCAGUAUAUUGGAGACACCAAUUUCAGAAAACCAUACAACGUAGAAAGCUAUUUGCCAGAGACCAAAGGCAAAUAUGAAUUUGAAUUGACUGAAUAUGAAUCUUAUUCAAGUUUUGAAGAGAAUGUCUUCAAGGCAGAAUCAAAACAAGAAAGCUUCAGCAUUGGAAUCAAAAUACCGAAAAUAUUUGAAUUUGGUUACAGUCGGGAUGACAACAGGUACAAGAAGUACAUUCAGAGGACAAAACGAUUUUCUUCAACGUCUAGAAAAUUUAUCCAUGCCCGCUCAGAAUUGGAAGUUGCCCAUUAUAAACUGAAGGCUAGGAAUUUGAUGCUUCAUUAUGAGUUCUUCCAGAGACUUCUUCAGUUGCCUUUAGAGUACAGUUAUGGGGAAUAUCGAGAACUCUACAGAGACUAUGGAACACAUUACAUCACUGAAGCAACCCUUGGCGGCACUUAUGAAUAUACUUUGAUCUUGAAUAAUGAAGAGCUUCAAAAAGCAGGUUACUCUUUAAAAGAUGUCCAGUCAUGUACAAAUAAUGGAGUUAAAGCUGGUGUGGCAAUCAAAGGCAUUUAUGUAUCGGUUGGAAUAUCAGUUGCAGGUUGCAACGCCAUUUUAAAUGAAAUUGGAGAAAACACAGCAGAAAAGAAAUUUGUGGAAGACUUUGUUGCCCUUGUUCGUGGAGGUGCAAGCGAGCAUGUUACAACCCUUGCUUACAAAGACCUGCCAACUGCAGAACUGAUGCAAGAGUGGGGAGAUGCUGUUCAGUACAACCCUGAAAUUAUCCGGAUGAAGGUGGAGCCGCUGUACGAAUUAGUGACUGCGACCACCUUUGCAAAUGCAAAUACUCUGAAACAAAACUUGAGGCGAGCCCUGGAAGAAUUCCAACAGGAAACCAGUAGCUGUCACUGUGCUCAGUGCCAGGGCAAUGGAAACCCUUUUUUGAAAGGAACUCACUGUGAGUGUACAUGCCCCCUAGGACAUCGAGGUCUCGCAUGUGAAAACACACUAAGAACAGAUGUUGCUGUAGAUGGGAACUGGAGCUGUUGGUCCAACUGGUCUGCAAGUUCUGGGAGACAACGGACAAGAAGACGGGAAUGUAACAAUCCCACAGCCCAAAAUCGUGGAAAGCCAUGCUCAGGGCUAAAUACUGAAACUGCUGAGUGAGUUACUUGGAAGAUCCAGAUAAGGACAGUUUCAUAAUAUUAUACAGGCCAUAAAAGUGCCCCCCCCAUAGUAUUAAGACCAAUUUCCACAACUUGUUUGUUUGUUUUGUUUUUAAAUGGUUUAAAAUUUUAAAUGACUGCGGUCUAAACUAUAAUUCCCUAUCAGGAAUGGAGACUCUGCUAUGUCAAUGGAUAUAUGUUUUCCCAUUCAGUUCAUGGAGAGGAUGAAUUGCAUGAGCAGUGUUGCUGCCCCCUUGUGCAAAACAUUUGUGUGCAUAUCUGAAGGAAUAUAUAUGACCUUUUGAACAAGAAUAUAAAUCAUAUGGAAUAUAUAUAUUAAGAAAUUCACACCUUUUCCAGACAGUUAAACAAAGCAAUACCUAGUUUACUGUUUGGCUGAAUUUCAAUCGACUAUUUUCCAUGAAUACCAAAAAAUACAGUUUUUCUAAUAUUCACUGGAGGGUGCUUCAUCCUGCUGAGAUAAAUGAAAGCUUUAAAUCUCAAUCAAAGCAGCCUCAUCAAAUGUGAAACUUGAAUCCAAUGUGGUGGUGAUAUAUCCAGUUUCCCAUUUAUUGCAUUGAACGUAAAUUGUUUAACCAAUUAGAUAUUGCCUUAAAGGGGGCAAAGUGAAUUGUGAAGUGCUCUCAAAUACCUCUGUGACACCCAAUAAUUUCAAAGCUGUGUAAUAAUGAUAUGCUUAUUCAUUGGAUGAUUUGUCCCUGUAGGUUACUCUGUAAAAGAAAUACAUUCACAAGUAUCCUGGAACUUAAUAAUAUAAAAAAAUGAAAUGAAAUAAAUUAAAUUCAUAACGAUUAUGGGCAAAACUCAUGAUCUGCACAAAUAAAGAUUAGUCAUUAUUCUGUA